CCUGAGGCUGGCAUGGAGCCCACCAACCACCCCAGGCACUGGAGGGGUGUCCUGUACAGCCAGCUCUACUGCCUGCUUCUAGGCACCUGUUCUGGGCUGACAGUGACCGUGCCCUCGGCCACCGUCCACGGCAUCCAGGGUCAAGCGCUCUACCUGCCGGUGGUCUACAGCUUCCAGACCCCGGCCUCAGACGUCCAGAUUAUAUGGAUGUUCCAGAGGCCUCCGGCCACUCCCAAAUACCUGCUGGGCUCCGUGAACACAUCCGUGGUUCCGGAUCUCGAGUAUCAGCACAAGUUCACGAUGGUGCCGCCCGAUGCGUCCCUGCGGAUCGAGCCGCUCCGUUUCAGUGACGAGGGGACUUACAUCGUCAAGGUCAACGUGAACGUGCAAGGGAACAGAACCGUGUCUGCUCAUCAGAAGAUGCUGGUCACUGUGGACGAUCCUGUAACCAAACCCACCGUGCACACCCAGCCUUCCUCCGGAGCCGUGGAGAACGUGGGCAACUUGACGCUGACGUGCGUGGUGGCCAAGGGAACUCGGGUCCUGUACCGGUGGCUGAAAGACGAGAGGCCAGUGCAGGCCAGCCCGACCCACAGCUUCUCCCUCAGCCACAGCGUCCUCCACAUCACCCCUGUGAUGAGAGCCGACGUGGGGGAAUUCCGAUGCCUGGUGAGGAACGCUGUCAGCGAGAUGCAAAGUGAGGCGCUGGUGCCCACCAUCUACUACGGACCCUACGGACUCACAGUCAAUUCAGACCGAGGUCUGAGGGUGGGAGAGGUCUUCACUGUGGACCUCGGGGAGGCCGUCCGCUUCGACUGCUCCGCCGACUCCAACCCCCCCAACGUUUACUCAUGGCUGCAACGGCAGGACAAUUCCACCCAGGUGAUCGAGCACGGUCCGCGACUGGAGGUGGCUUCGGGGAGCCUGGGCCGGAGCGCGGAUUACACGUGCUGUGCCUACAACAACAUCACGGGGCGGCGAGGGGAGGCUCGCUUCACCGUCAUCAUCACGUCUCUAGGACUAGAGCGGGUCACCAGCAAAGGGAAGUCGUCCUUGGCCAUCAUCACGGGCAUCUCUGUGUUCCUCAUCGUAGCCAUGAGCAGUCUCUUCUUGUGGAAGAAGUGCCAACCCUACAAAACCAUUCGCCAGAAGCUAGCAGGCAGGUCAGAAUCUGACUACCGGAAAGCGCAAACCUUUUCAGGCCAUGAAGAUGCCCUGGCUGACUUUGGGAUCUAUGAAUUUGUUGCCUUCCCGGAGCCUUCCACUGCUCCCAGAAUGCCCAGCGGUCCCAUUUGUGGUUCUGAGCAGGGCCCUAGGCAGGAGGUCCACGGCACAAUUUAUGAAGUCAUCCAGCAUAUACCUGGGCAGGAGCAGCAAGGCCAUCCAGAGUAA
Dromiciops gliroides (monito del monte) is the source of this 1392-nucleotide messenger RNA. It is a transcript of the gene HEPACAM2, whose product is annotated as HEPACAM family member 2. The coding region runs from base 13 to 1392 and encodes 459 amino acids. Lineage: Eukaryota; Metazoa; Chordata; Mammalia; Microbiotheria; Microbiotheriidae. The transcript is spliced from 9 exons. The record is from RefSeq and is a predicted model, not a curated record.